Molecule: messenger RNA, 2114 nt
Organism: Hemibagrus wyckioides
Lineage: Eukaryota; Metazoa; Chordata; Actinopteri; Siluriformes; Bagridae
Exons: 6
Coding region: 658-1269 (203 amino acids)
Source: RefSeq, a predicted model, not a curated record
CGAGGCUCUUUGAUGCGUCGUCACACAUAAAGAUUGCCGAGCGCUGAUUUUCCCACGAUCACAGCCCGAGCUGUCGGCGAGCUCGUUAAUUUGCAAAUCGGGCUUAAAAUCCUGCAGUGUGACCGAGGCUUUACUUGCGCAGCCCAGUGGAUCGCGCAGUGCGGACCAGUUUCAGUCGAGCAGCUUGAACCAACUUGAGCAGCGCUGCUCGAACCACACACCUGCGUGACUCUGAUGGAAAUAGACCCCGACCACCAUUAAAAUCACCAUGUAACAAACAAAAAAAGUACAGUAGUCUAUAGAUGGCACUGUGUUGCUUAAAAAAUGCUUUCAGAAUCACACUAAUACCUUGAAGGUAUACAGAAAAUAUUUAGAUAUAUGUGAUUAUUUUAGGAUCCCAUCCUAAUCAAGCCUACAUUGAACGGAAGCUUGACUUAGACGUGCUGUGUGUGUGAUUAUAAAUAAUUCCGAGCAGGUUCAGUGACGUUGAACAGAUUAGGGUGUGGUGUGUUUGUGCUUUUCGUGAGCUGAGUCAGGGUUACUUCCUCAGAGCAGACACAAAGAGAACACACGUCGUCCUUGUUCAUCAAUCUGUGCAUUUAUCGUUGUAAAAGUGUAAGAAACCCGUUGCCUUACAAACUUUCUCAUACUUUUAGAAUGGCAACUGCACUGCAGUAUGAGUUGGUCACAAAAGAAAAUAGAAAUCCUGUGGAUGUGAAAGGUGAAUUAUCUAGACUCUGUACAAAAGAUGGCCGUGUGGAUCUUGGUAAAGUGGCCAGAAUUGUAAAAGAUAACACUGGUAAACUGAUUCCUCUCAAAAAACCAAAGGACUACAGUGUUAGGGUGUGUGGGCAGGUUGACACGGUCUACAGUGGCAAUGAGGAUCAGCUGGAAGCCUGGAAAGAUUUCUACCUACCAAAGAGAAUGGAGAUGGUGGUGAUGGGUGCGGUUGAUGAUUUCCCGUGUGACGCGUUCAGCCUGCAGUUAGUCCUCUUGCUGUGUGAAGAUGGGAAGAUCUACGCCUACGAAGAUGAAGUUCUGCACCUUGUAGCCAACAGUCUAAAGGAGCUGCUAGACAAUGGCUUGACCUUUCCCGGAUUAGAAUGCUACAAAGAAGGCGAAUGUUUCGAGGACUACACAGAGGAAGAGUACAAUAAAAUCAUGCAAUCUGGCGAAAUGAGUAAGAUAAUAAAAGCGCACAACUGUUACCGUGAAUCUUUGGAGAGUGAUCUCUUGAAAUCUCUAGAGGCAAUCAAAAAAGUCAAAUGAAGGGUGUGGAGGAUGGCCGGCCCAAGAAGAAUUCCGGGAUGAUAAAACAGUGCUCGAAGACUAAUUUCUACAGAAUACAAAAUGCUCCAUCAGACAAAAAAUUAUUGACCGUUCAUUAAAGAGAGCUUUCAAUACUCUCUUUUAACAAAGGGAGUUCAUCAACCGAUAGUAGUGGUCGAGUUUUUAAGGGUUUUUACUAUCAAGGGUUUUUACUUACAGUUUUUGCUUGCUAAAACAUCUAAAAUUGAACUAUUAGAAAAAUAAAAUUAAAAAAAAAAAUAAUUGCACUAUACAUUUCUGCACAUAUCAGCCUUGGUGAUAUAUCAGUCUAACACUAAUGUAAAAAUUCAGAGGUAAUACCAUUUCUAUUCCAGUGUGAAUUAUUAAGUUUCAGGAUGUUUGGGUGUCUGUAAUCUUUUCUUUCAUUUUUAACCCUGUAAUGUCCAAAGCAAUGGAAAAAUUCUUACUUUGCAUUAUUUAUUCGGUUAAUAAUAACAAUAUAUAACUCUUUUUUUUUAAUAGACCCCAUAAUUAUUUAAUUAUUGGCCUCUAUCAAACGGCUGCCCAAUCAGCUUGGGUUAAGUUAAAAACAAAUUUGUUAAUGCAAUAUCAUGACUACCAAACGGUCACACAAUGUAUGUUGUGCAGGACUGAAUGGAUUUUGAAAAGCAGUCUCAGACACACUGUUAGUUCAACAGGAGAUUUAAUCAGUACUGCAGUGAGCCUGCAGAAUGUUGGAGCUGCUCUGUGUGAGGCUCUUUUUUCUUUGCAAUGUCUGUACACAAUGUUGAAUAUAUUGUAUGAUACAUAUGAGUAUGUUAUUUUAAUACAAUUCUUAUGAUGUA